GACUCAGGUAGCGCGCUGUGGCGCUGCCGGCAACCAGCUCCUUCAUUCGGGACACUUGAGUGGCUUCAGCCGCCCCUCGGAUCCACCCAGUGCCUUGACCUCCUUGAGGACAGCGCGCCGGGCCCGCCGCGCCGGGCCACCGGCCGGCUGCGUCCUCACGUGCGGAGGCCGCCACAGUGACCCCGCCCCCAGGCCCGGGAUGUGAGGCCCGCGGGGUGUCCCCGCACCGGGCCUAGGCGCCGGGAGUGGCCGGCUCGGCAGCGCCGGGCGAUGGCCCUGCUGCCGGUGCUCCUCGCCUCCUGGGGCCUGGGGCAGUGAGGGGGCCGGCGGGCGAGGGCAAGGUGGCCGCGGGCGCCAUGGAGGGGGUGCUGUACAAGUGGACCAACUAUCUGAGCGGUUGGCAGCCUCGGUGGUUCCUUCUCUGUGGGGGAAUAUUAUCUUAUUAUGAUUCUCCUGAAGAUGCUUGGAAAGGUUGCAAAGGGAGCAUCCAGAUGGCAGUGUGUGAAAUUCAAGUUCAUUCUGUAGAUAACACACGCAUGGACCUGAUAAUCCCUGGGGAACAAUAUUUCUACCUGAAGGCCAGAAGUGUGGCUGAGAGACAACGGUGGCUGGUAGCCUUGGGGUCAGCCAAGGCUUGCCUGACAGACAGCAGGACCCAGAAAGAAAAAGAGUUUGCUGAAAACACUGAAAACUUGAAAACCAAAAUGUCGGAACUAAGACUCUACUGUGAUCUUCUUGUUCAGCAAGUAGAUAAAACAAAAGAAGUGACCGCAACUGGUGUGUCCAAUUCUGAGGAGGGAAUUGAUGUGGGAACUCUGCUGAAAUCAACCUGCAAUACUUUUCUGAAGACUUUGGAAGAAUGCAUGCAGAUCGCAAAUGCAGCCUUCACUUCUGAGCUGCUCUAUCGCACUCCCCCAGGAUCACCUCAGCUGGCCAUGCUCAAGUCCAACAAGAUGAAACAUCCUAUUGUACCAAUUCAUAAUUCAUUGGAAAGGCAAACAGAGUUAAACAGUUGUGAGAAUGGAUCUUUAAAUAUGGAAAUAAAUGAUGAUGAAGAAAUCCUAAUGAAAAACAAGAGCUCCUUAUGCUUGAAACCUACAGAGACAGAUCGCAGCAUAUCGAGUGAAGAAAAUACAGAUGAUAAUGUAGCAGUCCAAAGUGAAAUGAUAAAGGAAGAUGGAACGGAAAACCUGGGAAAUCAUGACAGCCGCUUGGCACAGUCUGAAUCACACUCCUCAAGCAGCUCUCCAGAAGCCCACUGGGAAGAAGGCCAAGAAGUCAUCCCAACUUUCUUUAGUACCAUGAACACCAGCUUUAGUGACAUUGAACUUCUGGAAGACAGUGGCAUUCCCACAGAAGCAUUCUUAGCAUCAUGUUAUGCUGUGGUUCCAGUAUUAGACAAACUUGGCCCUACAGUGUUUGCACCUGUUAAAAUGGAUCUAGUUGGAAAUAUUAAGAAAGUAAAUCAGAAGUAUAUAACCAACAAAGAAGAGUUUACCACACUCCAGAAGAUAGUGCUGCACGAAGUGGAGGCCGAUGUAGCCCAGGUUAGGAACUCAGCUACAGAAGCCCUCCUGUGGCUGAAAAGGGGUCUCAAAUUUUUGAAGGGAUUUUUGACAGAAGUGAAAAAUGGAGAAAAGGACAUCCAGACAGCCCUGAAUAAUGCAUAUGGUAAAACAUUACGGCAGCACCACGGCUGGGUAGUUCGAGGGGUUUUUGCGUUAGCUCUGAGGGCAGCUCCAUCCUAUGAAGAUUUUGUGGCUGCAUUAACCAUUAAGGAAGGAGACCACCAGAAAGCAGCUUUCAGUGUUGGGAUGCAGAGGGACCUCAGCCUUUACCUCCCUGCCAUGGAAAAGCAGCUGGCGAUACUGGACACUUUAUAUGAGGUCCACGGACUGGAGUCUGACGAGGUGGUAUGAUGUCUGCAGGGCAGCGCCGCCUCCUAACUUCAGGGAAUAAAGUUCGCUAAAGUGUUUUGUUGCCCUACUUACUUUCCAGCAGCAGCUUCAGUCCUCUCCAAUUCCUUACUUGGAGGGAUGGAGAGGAGGAGGCAAAGCCUAGUGCUUUUAUGUAUAAUUUUUUAAAUGCAUAUAUGUUUUGUGUGUUUAAAAAUCAAGGUGCUAUAUAUUCAGUUCAAAAGGCCUCCUGGAAACCAAAUCAUAGCUGUUACACAGGUGUGAACGGCGAGUUAUAAGAGCAGAUUUGGCAAAUGAAUUUGUUAGUAUUGUGUUUUGCUUUUAGUUUUAAUGGGCCACCCAAACCCAAGCUGAAAAUGAGCAAUUUUUUUAAUCAAGGACUGUAACUCAUAGCCAGUGUUUCAAUCAAUUUAGAAUUAGACUAAAAACUUAGAGGGAGCUCAGCCCCUUUGUUGAAGCUAUUGAAAUGUAGAGUUUGCUAUUCCUAGACAUCCUGCAAAGAAUCCUCUUCUCUGUGGCUCUGUGGGCCAGAAGAGCCUGUGUAGUCAGUGUGUCGGGGCAUUGGUGUGACCAAGCAGUGCCAUCCCUGUUUACGGGCCAGGAGACUGGCUCUGAAGAGAUGAGUGGUGUGUCCUAGCCCCUAGCUGGAGGACGGUACGGGUGGGGUGGGACAGGCCAUCUGAGGUGACCCCUGUGCAGUGCACACCCUUUGCCAGACUGCUUUCCUCGGCAUCAUCUCAGUUGGACAUCAGAGCAAAACCAUGACAUUCAGGGAUUAUUAUUAAACUUCAAAAGUAAGGUUUAAAGGUCGAGGGAUUUGCUCAGUCACACAGCCACUAAAUAGAAGAACCAUGUGAUUUCCAUGUGUGAUCUGGACCACCUCUGCAUCAAAAUCACAUGGAGUGCUUGUUUGAAAAGCAAAUUCCCAGGCCUUACCUUGACCCGAAGAACCAGAAUUGUGGGAUCGGGACUCAGGAUAAUAAACCUUGAAUUUGAAUAAACUUCCCAAGUUAUUCUUUUGCACACAGGGUUGAAGAGCUACGAGAUUAAAUUCUAGUUUACAGAAUUCCCAGUCUUCUGCAUGAACUAAAUGAUGUGUCCUUUUUUUUCAAAGAGGAAGAGGCUAUCGUUGAAGUGAAGUAGUUAAAGGGAGAGUGAGAAAUGGAGAAAGUUUACUCAGCAGGUUUCUUAAUUGAGCCACAGCAGGCCUUCAGGGACCAGGGUUCUGAAUGGGCUCUCUGAUCAGUCUUGGCUUUAUCACCAAUGGCACAGAGUAAGCUAAACGCAGCUGCUUAUCUAUCUCAGAAGCUCUGGGACUGUGUCACAGUUUAAAGGUGGGAUUGAAGCCUUUCACAAAACAGCCUUGUGUAGGCGUUCUCCUGAAGAGUGUGACGCCGGGACUGUGGCCCUAGUCUCUCAGUAGGCCAGGCUGGCAAGGGCGGGCGGCAGGGAGAGGCCAUGGGUGCCUUCCCUGUCAGGGGCUACUCGCUUAAAGUAGCUGGAAGGGAAGUUCCCCGGGUAGAAGGUGAGUUCCUUUGAGGGGCACAGGUGAUGCUGUCCCGAGGGCAAAGAGAACCCUCUCCUUAGGUGAGAGAUUAAUGUAGGGAGGGGUAUGGAUUUUUUUUGUCUGUCUUUAAACAAAUGGGCAUUUAUGUAGCUCAAAUUAAUGAAGCAGAUCCUGUGCUCGGUAAGGACUUCUGGAAAAUGCUUAAAUUUUAGAAAAGCAACAUCAACUAUUUUAAGGCUAGGGAGAAAAAGGGUGCUAAAGUGAUGUUGAUUCUUUUGUAUCUUAGCGCUUGCUGUUAGCAGCUGCUAAGGUGUGUAUGUUGUCUUCUCCCAUUCCCACGAGUAAUUAGUGAGGACCUCCUUCUCUGGCUAGUGUGAACAUGAUGGCCGGACUAGGGGAUAAUUUAGACUUCCUGCCCUUACAGAGCCUCCUAAAAGGGAAAAAGGAAAAGCCACCAGCCUUUUCUUUACCUUGAAUGAAUGCGCGUUAGACGCUGCGCCAUUGGGUGGGGGUGCUACCAGGAGAUUGCAGUGUUGUGAAGCGUGACCGUUCCGAGCAAAUGCCGGUGCUCCCCGUCACCUCAGGAGAACUGGUACGGCCUCCGGGAGAGAGGUGGGCACGUUGAAAAUACCUCAGAUUUUCCACCGAGGCUUUGAAUAUACACAAAAAGAAAGCUGCUCAGCAUGGCCACUUUGCGUUUCUAUAGGUACUGCCUUGGUGUAUAUGACCCAGUUUUCUGGGAAAGAAGGGUUUCAUAUUAUCUGGGAUCUUUGGGAACCCAGAUCAGAGUAGCUUGAAUAACUUGAAUAAGUUGCAUUACCUACUCAACACUUUUCCAACCCUACAGCAAGGGGGUAAUGUUUUUUGAUAGGUAUUUUCCUCACUGGAGCAUACUAAGUUUACCUAAGAUGCGUAAAGCUCUGGAAAUUGAACUUCAUGUUAGAUGACAAAUUCAACUUGACCUGACGCUUGGCACAGUCAGAGCUUCCUCCUGGACCUGCAGUAUUUGCUUCUCCAUUUUAUUUAAAGGCAUAAUGUGUGCUAAUUGGCAUUUACUAUCUAAGAUGAAGACAAAGAGAAAAGAUAAGGCUUUCUCUCCAUAAUCCUCUAAGAUUCCUGGGACCUCUAAGCUUUCUUUCGCUGACCGCG
Molecule: messenger RNA, 4572 nt
Organism: Kogia breviceps (pygmy sperm whale)
Lineage: Eukaryota; Metazoa; Chordata; Mammalia; Artiodactyla; Physeteridae
Gene: PLEKHA8
Product: pleckstrin homology domain containing A8
Biological process (GO): intermembrane lipid transfer; ER to Golgi ceramide transport
Cellular component (GO): cytoplasm
Molecular function (GO): lipid transfer activity
Source: RefSeq, a predicted model, not a curated record